AUGAAGGCAUCCGUCACCACCGUCGUUCUCCUCGCUGGGCUUGCCGCCGGUGCACCCACUAAAACCAUUCACUCCGAGCUUGAGAAGCGUCAGUUCGGCACCGGCACUGAUGGACUUGGUGCUCUGGCCUCUAUCUUCCCUAUCCUGGGCGGUGGCGGCUCUUCCACUUCGUCUGGGCUUGGUGCUCUGGCCUCCCUCUUCCCUGGUCUGGGUGGCUCCUCCUCGUCUGGCAGCGGCUUCAGUCUUCCGGGAUUCACCUUGCCCACCUCCAUCCCCGGCCUGGGCAGUCUGGGUAGCCUGGGUAGCUCCGGCUCCUCCGGCGCCUCUGGUCUUUCGGGACUGAGCGGACUCAGCGGCCUCAGCGGCCUCAACGGGCUGAGCGCAAGCACCACCGACUCCAGCGCCGAGGCAAGCACCAGCGGUACCGCCACCGCCAGCUCCGAUUCCAACUCAGGUGUGGCCCUCUCCGGUCUCCUCGGUGACCACAUCUCUAAACGCGCCCUCCUAGGCUCCAUCACCGAAAACGGCGUCAAAAACAAAGACGCCUGCCAACCACUCACCUUCAUCUUCGCCCGCGGCACCUCCGAACUAGGCAACAUGGGCUCUAUCGCCGGUCCGCCCGUGGCCACCAAGCUCCGCUCCCUCCUCAACAACAAGGUCGUCGUCCAAGGCGUCGACUACCCCGCCUCCAUCGAGGGGAACGCCCUGCUCGGCGCGGCUGGCGGGCCCACAAUGGCCAGCCUGGUGAAGCAGGCGCUGUCGCAGUGCCCCGAUACCAAGGUCGUGGUGGGUGGUUACUCGCAGGGCGCGAUGGUCGUGCACAAUGCGGCCAAUUCGUUGGCCCAGGACCAGAUUGCCGCCGCGGUGCUGUUUGGCGAUCCGUUCAAGGCUCAGGCUGUGGGUAAGGUGCCCAAGGCAAAUGUCAAGGAGUACUGUGCGGCCGGGGACCCGGUUUGUCUGAAUGGGGCGAAUGUGCUGGCGCAUUUGAGCUAUGGCGACGAUGCGGCCGAGGCGGCGCAGUUUUUGAUUACGGCUUCGGGGGUGAAGGCUUAG
Molecule: messenger RNA, 1053 nt
Organism: Aspergillus novofumigatus IBT 16806
Lineage: Eukaryota; Fungi; Ascomycota; Eurotiomycetes; Eurotiales; Aspergillaceae
Product: carbohydrate esterase family 5 protein
Exons: 2
Coding region: 1-1053 (350 amino acids)
Biological process (GO): carbohydrate catabolic process
Cellular component (GO): extracellular region
Molecular function (GO): cutinase activity
Source: RefSeq, a predicted model, not a curated record